AUGGAAUUGCCGAAAGUUGUCUUAGUUUUGUGUCUCUACAUCGUCAUUAAGAGCAGCGCUCUACCAACAACAAUCAAUGGUACCGAUCAAUCUCAAAACGCUAUCAAAAAAGCAGACCAAGACACGGUGCAAAAAACAACGGUCGAUAACACCGUAAAAUUACAAGACGAUUUUCCCCAGCAAGAUUACGUUUCUCAGGAUGUAAAAAAAUCAACCACGAGCAAAAAAAGAUGCAGCAGCAAACAUGGAACAAAUGGUAAGAAUACCGAUAAAAACAUGAACAAUCAUAUGAAAUGUGAUAAUAAUAAUGGCCACAAAAGCAGCAACUGUCAGAAUAAGAAACAAAAAUGUCAAAAAGGAGAAGCGGGUAAUUGUGGUAGUAACCACGGAGAGGGAAGUGGACAAGGCGGUAACGAAAAAACCGAAUCAAGUGGUUAUGAAAGUGACAAGAGUAAGUACGAAAAGGGUGAUAAACCGCACAAGGAACAGAGCAAGUCAGAUGGCAAUAAAACGGGAGGCAAUGAAGGGCAAAAAGAAGAAACUAUACCCGAAAAAAUGAUAGAUUCUUGGAAGAACGUGAAGCAACAAAUUUUAAAAAAAAAUUGA
This is a messenger RNA of Hyposmocoma kahamanoa, 606 nucleotides long. RefSeq names its product MATH and LRR domain-containing protein PFE0570w-like. The transcript has a single exon. The coding region runs from base 1 to 606 and encodes 201 amino acids. Lineage: Eukaryota; Metazoa; Arthropoda; Insecta; Lepidoptera; Cosmopterigidae. The record is from RefSeq and is a predicted model, not a curated record.